AGCUAUGGCUAGCACCAUGGGUGAAAUCAACAGUGACAAUCGUGGUAUAUCGUGGAGGGCAGAGCGGUGAUGAGUUGUUUUCUGCUAAGACACAAGGACAGUGCCAAUCCUGAGUUUGGGCGUCAGGGGAGGGGGAGCUAGUGGUGUUCUCAGAAGGAGAAACUGUCUUGGUGGUGUCUGUGUGGUGUCUGUGCUUUGACCUUGUCUCUCUGGUUCCCAUCACAGUAUAGGAGGAGAUUCCAUCCUAUCUACUACAGUCACCCUGCCAAACAUCUUCCGGGAAUUCAACUCUAAUCUAACAGGCUAUUCUACUGCCACGGGGGAUAAGGACAGUCCUGGGGCCCGCCUAAACCGGGCUGUGUCAGAUGCCAAAUCGGGGGAUAUGACAAACCAAGCUAAGGAACUGAUCCGAAUGAUGCAAAGUGACCCGACCAUAAAUUUUGAACAAGAUUGGAAAUUACUAACCUUAUUCAUUGGAAGCAAUGACCUCUGUCAUUUCUGUGAAGACACGCAACUCUAUAGCCCUGAGAACUUUCUCAACAACAUUAAAGCUACUCUGGACCUCUUGAAAGAGAAGGUUCCUCGGGUGUUAGUGAACCUGGUCUCCCCCAUAGACAUUGUCCCUUUGAAGGAGAUGUUCAGUAAUCCAAACCUCACCUGCCAAGAUGAUGCUCUCAGGCAAGUGUGUCCCUGUCUCCACAGUGCUGCUGCUGGUUCUCAAGAACUUGCCUCCAUCACGGAGGCAACUGUGAAUUAUCAGAAGCGCAUUCGUGAACUGAUGGCAAGUGGACAGUACGAGAGUACUGACUUCACUGUGGCCUUGGACCCCUUCCUUGAAAGUUUUUCUUUGCCAAGGACCAAGGAGGGGUUGCCUGAUGUCAAGUACUUUGCCCCUAACUGUUUCCACUUCAGUAGAAUGGCUCACGUCUGCUUAGCCACUGGCACGUGGAACAUGUUGCUGGAGCCCAUCCACAAGAGGCCUACACGGUAUGAUUUACAGGAGUCUGUCGACCUGAAGUGUCCAGACGAGGACAAUCAGUUUUUGAGAACCUACGGAAAUAGCAUAGAGAUAUCUGGGACCCUUCUGCAAUGCAGGAACUUUCCUUCUCCCACCAAUCCCUCCUCAGUGCAUGCCCUGACACCUGCAGACAUCGAUGUCGUGGCUGCUUUGGGAGAUUCUCUGACUGCUGGCAGUGGAAUUGUUACCAGACCAGGCAAUCUCUCUGGUAUGGAAACACAGUUUCGGGGACUAUCAUUUAGUGGUGGAGGGGAUGGCAGCCUGGUGAAUGUGACCACUUUACCAAAUAUCAUCCGGGAGUUCAAUAAAAAUCUGUUGGGCUUUGCAGUGAACACCGGCGAAGCUAGCAGUGGGGAUGCAUUCCUCAACCAGGCUGUUCCUAGAGCACAGGCUAAGGAUUUUUUGAACCAAGUCAAAACUCUGGUGCAGAAGAUGACUGAUGACAGUAGAAUAAAUCUCGCCGACCACUGGAAGGUCAUCACAGUGCUGAUUGGAAACAGCGACUUCUGUGACUUCUGCACUGAUAAGCAAGAGUACACCACAGAAAAGUUCCUGGGACAUCUCCGCAGCGGCUUGGACUACCUGCAAGCACAGGUGCCCAAGGCCUUAGUCAACCUCGUGGACUUCAUGAGUCCCGAUAUCAUGCGACAGGUGUUCAUAGGAAACCCAGAUUGCCCGACAGAGAAUGCCAGGUAGGUGGGGGGCUGCCACCCUCAACCCCUCCAUGGCUCCAGCAGUCGGCCAUUACUCGGGGUCUUUGUGGCCUGGUCUGUGAGCAGCUGCAGUCAGCUGAGAUCUGUGCUAGGCCCUUCACUUUUAUCAGAGAUAUGAGGCCCCCAAUGUGAGGGUGUCAGUAGAACCUCUGUGAUUUGGCAGAACUGGGACAAACGUGAACUUUUAUUUUUUUAAAACUAGAUUACAGUCCUUCUAUUCAGUGAUUUGGGGGCAGGAGGUAUGUUGGGAAAGGGACAUAGGGAACUUCAAAUUAAGAAUCUCCUGUUCCAUUAUGUGGGAGACUAUUCACUUGUUUGUCCCUUAUAUAUACAUUUGUUUACGUAACUAUACUUUUCUUGAAACUUACUGUGCACCAGGCACUGUGCCAUAGGCCUUAGAGAUACCUCUUUUAACAUUCAGUAUGUUUCGUGGAUGUGAAAUUCCUAACAGAAGGGCACAUCGUGGUUGGGAUGCCCUGACAGCAAUGUAUUUGAGGUCAUGACACUGAAUUUUUGUUACCUGAGUUCAUUUUCUCAGCUUUCCUUUGUUCUCCGUGAAUACUGUGGGGGCACUUACCCAUACAGCCUUGGGCCUUUAUCCAGCGUCCGUACCAGACUAAUGUCUGCUCUGUUAUGGAUCAAAAGCCUAUGGCAUGGAGGCUAGAGAGGUAGUUUAAUGCUAGAAAACAAGUCUUGCAAGUCUGAGAGCUCAGAGCACCCAGGCUUUUUCUAUGGCACUAUCCUAUGUCAGAGCUGAGCACUCUGUUCCACCUAACUCCACACUCACAAUCUCUAUUUCAUAAAAAUAAGGAAGUCCAUAAAAAUAGAAGAGCCCGAGGCUGGUUGAUAAUGCA
Molecule: messenger RNA, 2585 nt
Organism: Erinaceus europaeus (western European hedgehog)
Lineage: Eukaryota; Metazoa; Chordata; Mammalia; Eulipotyphla; Erinaceidae
Product: phospholipase B1, membrane-associated-like
Exons: 21
Coding region: 383-1714 (443 amino acids)
Biological process (GO): phospholipid metabolic process
Cellular component (GO): brush border membrane
Molecular function (GO): phosphatidylcholine lysophospholipase A1 activity; retinyl-palmitate esterase activity; A2-type glycerophospholipase activity
Source: RefSeq, a predicted model, not a curated record